AUGCUCAAAUGGAUCUAUCCGAGAGAAUACGAAGCGCCAGAAGAUGUUUCCGAGCUACAGAGAGAUUUCAUGUAUCCCAUCGGACUCUAUAUUCUGGCAGACAAGUACGACGUGAAAGACUUGAUGGAAAACAGCGUGGGAUUACUUGGCUCCGGCGAGGCGUUGGACUACCAGCUCGCAGAUGCCCCCGACGGGAUGGAAGCUGGCCAUGCUGAAGCGAUAAUCAAAGCCUACUACGAUACCCACAACGUCCCUGAUUCUCCCAUGGGGGUCUCUAUUGCCAUAUGCAUGGUCGAUCAAAUGGGUCACUUCUUGAAAGGUGCAAGAUUCAAGGAGCUAAUAUGUGAGUAUACUGGAUUUGGUGUUGAUAUUGUCCUUGCGCAAAUGAAGAGGAAGUCUUUCGAAAAACUCUUUAACGAUCCCACCUUCUCCGACAUCAAGAUCCGCCAAAUAUACAAAGACAAAGUCACCGAAUAUGCAGCUCACAAAGCCGUACUUUGCGCGCAUUUCAGCUGGUUCAUGACUGCCCUCACUGGCCCAUUCCAGGAAGGUUCUGCAAGUACGAUUGACAUCCGCGACGAUGACCCCGAUGUUUUUCGAACGAUGAUGGAGUUCUUCUACGACAUGGAGCUUAAGAUCCCGACUGUACCGACCAAAGGCCCACAGCGCAGUGCCUAUUUCAAGAAAAAAGUGGCACCAAUCAUUCACCUUCACGCUUUGGCCGAAAAGUACGAUGCCGGAAUGUUGCAGCCCCCAGCAGUACAAGCGUUCACGAAAAGCACGAACGGCUGGCCUUUGCCGUUCACUGCUGAAGACUUGGAAUUCUUAGUCCACGCUCACUACCGAUUCUGCUCCGGGGUACUGUGCGAGAUGGGCAAAGCCCUUGUCAUAUUCUUAUUAAACUCUCCGAACAAUUACUUUCGGAAUCCCUCUGGCAUUCAUUUGAAAUAUGUAUUUCAAGCUAAAGUUGAAGAGCUUGUCGAGAAAUAUGGUGAGUUUGGCGCAGACCUGUAUCUACUGGGUCUACGUACUGGCAAGCUUGUGUUCAAAUAA
This is a messenger RNA of Pyrenophora tritici-repentis Pt-1C-BFP, 1053 nucleotides long. The record is from RefSeq and is a predicted model, not a curated record. NCBI's taxonomy places the organism in Eukaryota, Fungi, Ascomycota, Dothideomycetes, Pleosporales, Pleosporaceae.